AUGUUGAGUCGAGUAAUCACUGCAGACAACAAAACCUUAGUUAACAAUAAAAACAAUUGUGAAACGAGUCUUACUCUUAGGAAACAGUGUAUUAAAGAAAAUAAGGAAAUCAAGGAAACGCCGGAUAAUUGUAAUAGUGAUCAGCAACUGAUCCAAACCAAUAAGAAUAAGAGAUCAGCUAAUGUUCAAAAGUGCAAAACAGAUGUUAAGAAAGUAGAAAAUAAUCACAAUAUUCGUCGAAACUUUCGGCAAACAUCGAAAAGUUGUGAAACAAAUGCACACAAAUCUAAGGACUCCGUUGACAACAGCGGCAGCAGUGAUACCGAAAUAGAAGACUCACACAAGACAUCGUCCGAUCACAAGAGGAAACUUAGGUCUAAACGCAAUCACAAGAAAUGUGUCAAUUCUUCAGAUAGUGAUGCCAAUGGUUCUGAAGAAGACAGUGAACCGCAAGUGAUAACUACCAGUGGAACUGUUGUUAAUAAUUGUAUUUCGGUCAUUUGUCACGAUUUGAACCAAUCAUCAAAUCCAAGCAAACGUCUCGACCAAACAUCCAGUGUUAAUGAAAGGGUUGGUAAUGCGUCCCAAAUGGUGCCCACAAUGUGUUCAAUGGAUGAACAGUUGAACACAUCGGCACCCAAUCCAACCAAAUGUGAAUCAUUCCCCAUCCGAACCAAUGUUAUCACCGAUAAGACAUGCAUUUCUCCGCACCUGAACUCUGGUGCCAAUACUAGUGUUAAAGUGAAUAACGAUAACAAUAACUGUUAUCAUAAUAAUAACAAUACGACUAAUUGUGAGAACAAUAAAAGUGUCGAUGAGUUGAAUAACUUGAAGGCAAGCAUUCAUUCAUUAGCCUUAGACCGACUCGAGUCCGUCACUGUCUAUAGAGAUCCCACUUUAGUAGACAAACAAACUAUAAGACACAUCGAAUCAGUGCAACACAUCAGACACGGACUCAUGCAUUCCUCGGCAAACACCACAUCCGCUCCAUCGCUGACCCACGCGUCCGACUUUAACCGUAUCGCCACUGGAUCUCAAUCAAGAGCCUGUCAGCCAUCGAUUCACUCGCCUUCUGUAUCUUCAGUGCCGCCACAAUAUAAGGUGAAGUCUCAACCAAUCCAUCCGCACUCCUCUCAUCAAUCAUCACAAUCACCACAUCUCCUGAAUACUUCAUCUCAUGGAUCACAUCGACAUCCAAAUCCAUUGGAACCACAAUUAUAUCACCAUUUGAUGCAAACAUCGCAUCCAAUGGUCUCGGGUUUAUAUUCACAGACAAUGGAUAUGUUUGGCCAAAAGAAUUAUCCACAGCUCUCUUCAAUGCCUCCGAGCACUCCAUGGAAUCUAUACAAUGAACAGAUUAGAGCACAACUUCUUCAUGGAAGUGAUAAACAUCAAGGACUUAGACUUGAAAGAGAGAGAAGGGAAGAGAAACAAAUGAAGUUAGAAAAGGAAAGCAAAGAGUAUAUGGAAAGAGAGAGAACCAGAUUUGAAAUGAUAGGCAAAGAAAAGGAAGAGAACGCUAAGGAAGCGGUGGAUCAGCAUUUUGAAGAGUCUCUUCGGUUGGCCCGACAGAAGUCUGGAUGGAGUCCCAUAUCAAACCUUCCACUCACCAAAACUCAGCCAAACAUUUCACGUCAGAGCCAUGUCUUACCUCAACAUCAGUCGCAACAUUCAGUACCACAUUUGCCACAACAGCCAUCCUCACACCACUUACAGUCAACACUGAUGAAUGAGCCCUCAGGUAAGGGCUCGGCUACUAGUCUUGUGAUGGAAGCGUCAAAGCAUCAUCAGAUGACAUCUCGUGCCAAACCUGAGCCCAGUUUUAGUCUCUAUGGAUAUCAACCAAAUCAAAACAUAAUUAGUUACAUAACUCCCGCUCAACUCAAGGAAAACAAUCGUUUGAGUAUCUCCUCUGGUGUGUCGAUAACACCAUUAAUGACUGGUCGCACAGAUAUGUCAAAAGUGCCGCCACCAGCAGCUCAUGGUCUCGAUAAAAGGGAAUCUCCAAAAAUUGAUCGCUCAUUGACUCCAAACAGUAGGAACAGUACUCCUAUUGGAAGACCCCCUUCACUGUCGCCAAAACAAAAGUCACCCAAAAUGAUGGCUCCCGACAGAGUCAGCCCAUUAUAUCACAGAAGUCAAGGCCAACCAAUGAAACAAUAUGACUAUUCUCUAACCAAUGCUCCUCCCGCUCACCAGAGCACCAGUUCUCGGUCGGGAACACCUCUGUUGAGCUCAUCGCCAAUAUCUCUUCAAAUGCAGACACAAAUACCUGUCGCCCAUUCCUCACAAAAUCAAGAACAGCCUCAAAAUCUCGUGAAGACUGACUCGAAAUCAAAACUGAAUUUCAACGAAAUGUCGAAAUUACAGCACGAAAUGCAAAGGGAGUCACCGAAUGCCACCAUUCAUAUGAAGGCAGCGCCCAAUUUACCCACUGGUUAUCAAGCAUAUAGUUUAAUACAACAAGGAUUAGUUCCCAAUCCGCUAUACAAAGCUCUGCCAACAACACAGUCAAUGACAAAUCCUUCUUCGAUGCCAUCAGUGAUAACGCGUCCGCAUUCGGCAAAGACUUCAACACAUUCUCAGUCACAAUCUUCUCAUAUGUUUCCCAAACCCGGUCCCGGAAUAGUGAGUGGUAUUCCCAUAUGCCGUCCCAAUAAUAUCCCUUAUUAUGAACCGAACCGAACAAAUCAAGUGACGAAUUCACACAAAUAUUCACCAAAUGUUUCUGCCAUUAAAAGUGAGACUUCCAAUACAUAUCCAGAACUUAACCGAAUGGCAAAAGUGUCGACACAUUCGCCAUAUAAUCAAACACAAGAUCGUAAUGUCUUUCAGAGACACCCGUCGUCGUCGUCACCACAUUCUCCCCGUAUAACCGGCGGUUCAGUCCAUCAAUCGCCGUACGGACCGCCGCCCGGAAUGGUCUCCGUUAACAGUAAUAUCAGUCAAUCUCAUACCACUCCUCCGGCCGCUCACUCCGGA
Molecule: messenger RNA, 2982 nt
Organism: Medioppia subpectinata
Lineage: Eukaryota; Metazoa; Arthropoda; Arachnida; Sarcoptiformes; Oppiidae
Source: the annotation of a GenBank genome assembly